Pristis pectinata (smalltooth sawfish) is the source of this 7018-nucleotide messenger RNA. RefSeq names its product protein lava lamp-like. The transcript is spliced from 27 exons. The coding region runs from base 333 to 3197 and encodes 954 amino acids. Lineage: Eukaryota; Metazoa; Chordata; Chondrichthyes; Rhinopristiformes; Pristidae. The record is from RefSeq and is a predicted model, not a curated record.
AGAUUUGAGGAACUUUCAUGAGGCUCAGCAAUCAGUGCUUGUGAAAAGCAACGAGACCAAUCAAAGACUGACCGAUUCCUUGCGAACUCAGACAGGACUGCACGAAGAACUCAACGAGAUGCGCAUCAAAUACAACAAGGCCAGUUUGGCGAGGGACUUGCUUGCUGCCAAGCUGGAGAGACUGGAAGAGUCUGUCACCAACCUGAAGACAAAAUUGGAAGAUGUAGCAGCGGACAAGGACCGGUUCUUCCAGGAGAAGCUGGAUUUACACAAGUGUGUCCAACAUCUGACCUUGGAGUUAGAGCGAGCUCUGAGAGGGAGAGAAGGUUUUGAUGACCAGGUGGCUGAUCUCCAUGUGGAGCUGCUUGAGCACCAAAUCCCAGGCCAACAGGCAAGACCAGGAGAAGGUUUUACUGAAAGAAAAACUAGCAACCAUCACGCAGGUGAACGAAAAGCUCACAGCUGAGCUGGGCGAGUUGCGCCAGACACUGGGGCUGCGUCAGGAGCAGCUCCAUCACCUGGAAGCCGAGAAGAAGAUCCUGAUCAAUCAGAUAGAAGCCCUGGAAAAGGAGCGGACUCAGCUGGUCAGUGAGAAGGAACUGCUGCUGGCCGCUGUACAGGCGGACGCCAGAACCCGUGAAGGCGAGGUGCAGGCUCUGAAGGAACAGUGUGAGGAGCUCAGGGUUUCUGAGGCUCAACUAAGAGAGCGCAGCGAGUGCCUAGAGGCAGAGUUGCAGCAGAAGGUUGAAGAGCUCGCCGUGGUAACUCUGGAGCAGGGUCAAGUUGCCCAGCAGUGGAAGGAGAAGUGGCAUGAAACUGCCUGUGCACUCAAAGCCAAGGAGAAAGAACUCCAGCUGGCAGCUGUGAAGCAACUGACCAAGAAGGAGAAGACUGAGUUGCUGGGAGAUUGUGAGAUCUUUGCGGCAGAUCUGGAAGAGCUGAUUGAGCUAAGGACUGCGUUAGCCAGGAUGACUGCGGAGAAGGCACAACUCAAACGGCAGCAAGAGGAGAGCGGGCGCAUCAUUGACCUGCUCCGACUGCAGAAAGACAUCAGCAGCGACUCAACACUGCAUGGUUCUCCCAACAUCUCCAGGAGUUCGGAGAGUGUCCACGCUGAGGUACAGAAGUAUCGCAACCAAAUUCAUGAACUUGAGAAAGAGAAGGGUGAGAUGGAACUGGAACUGAAGAAACUUAAGCUGCAGGGUGCCCCUCUGGUCCGCGUGGAGCUGGACGCUUGCCGACAGGAGCUGGAGCUGGAGCGGAGCAGGAGCCAGAAGCUGCAACAUCAGGUCGAUGACUUAAAGCGGGAGCAGAGCCAGCUGAACCAAGUAACAGUAUCACACAAGGUGCAGAGCAGACAGAGUGGACUGCUGGUGGAGGAUUCUUGUGAGCAGGAAACUGGGUUCAACAAUGUUAAGAAUAAACAUGAUUCACUCGAUCACCUUUCCUUCAAGGUUGAAGACAGCGAGGAGCCCGAAUAUCAGCUUCCCAACCCGGAGCCUGCCUUAAACAGCACUGCCGAGCUCCUGACACAAGACCUGGUGAAGCAAAUAUCCUCACUGCAGCAAGACCUCAGGGACUCCAAGACCACCCAAAGGCAGCAGAACGCGAUCAUACGAGGCCUGAGAGAGGAAUUGGAAGAAGCCAACUUAAACAAACCAGGAGAAAUAAAGGCCUCGCUGGAGGAAGUGGACAGCGAGCUCUUUCAGGUGCGGGAGGAACUUCAGAAGGUUUGGGACAUGUUGCAUGUGCGGAAUAGCAAGCUGGAGGAGCAGCACCAAGAGCUGGAGUCGGCCCGAGGCCAGUUUACUGAAUGUAGCUCGGAGAACCAAAGGCUGGAAAAUCUGGUCACCGCACUGAAGCAGCAAGUGACAGAGAAGGAGCAUGCACUCAGGCAGCUUGAAAGAUUAAGACGAACAGAGAAGACUGAAUUCGAAAUAAAGAUUUCAGCAUUGGAAUUAAAGUUAGCAGAAGUGGAAGUCUUAGGCGAAGCUCAACAGGAGAUCCCGAGUGAGGAACACAAGAGUUAUGUCCUUCAGAAGUGUAAUCGCUGUGACUCCCUUCUGGAGAAAAUGAACGCCAAAGUGCAAGGCUACAGUGCUAGAAAUUCUGAGCUGCAGGAAGAGAAGGAAACUGCCCUGAAAUCAUUGAAUGACGCCCAAGUUCUCACACAGGGGCUAGAAGAGACCGUGAGCCUUGAACAGCGGUUCACUCAGACUCUUGAAGGAGAGAACAUCGACUUCAGCAGACGUAGUGAGCUAAUGUCAGAACAGCUGGCUACCUUGGCAAAAGAGCAAAAUGAAUUGACAAAAGCCUAUAACAACCUACCAGAAGACAGGAAAAGCGAGACUUCUCUUGAAUACUGGACCCCCAGGUCACACCUUGUCCAGAAUGUGGGAGAGAUGUUGAAAUCCCAGGAGGAGCAGCAACAGAGUUUGGAGGAGCAGAACGAGAGGUUGAAGGACCAUGUUGCAUGUCAGAACUUUCAGAAGCUGGAGGAGGAAAUGCAUCGGCUGCAGCACCAGUUACAUGUUAAAAGACAAAAGAUGGCUGCAAUGGCUUGUGAAAUGGAAUCACUGAAACACAAGAAUGAAGAUCUGAUGAAAGCUCAAGUGAAGGGUGACCAGCCGAUGGAGAAGAGCCAAGCUUCACCUCUUGCCGCAUCGGGGUCAGAAGCUGAACCCAGGGCUUCAGAUGGGCGACUUGCCAGUCCGUGGGCAGCGCACUCUUUUCAGGAGUUCAAGCCUUUUAACCGAAGGGGCAGAGACCUCUCCCCGUUCCGAAGGGAAGACGUGGCCUCACCUACCAAGGCCAGGGCACCCAGUGUGAAAGCUGGCCAGAGCUACUUGGAUCCCAUGUUUCCUGACCAAGUUGCCCUUGCCUCUGGGAUUGCUGUCCAUCCCGAGGCCUGGCUCAGUGGUGUUUCAACAAUCCCACUGCAGCCCAAGGGAGCCAGCACACCCGACAGGUCUUCAUCCCCAUUGCCCCUGAGCAGGACUCCAUCUCCUUCCAGGCCCAGUUGCCCUGUCCAACCACUGAACAUGGGCAGGUCAUCCCCUGACUGCUCUUCAGCCUCUGAGGCCCAGAGUGAGGACGAGAAGCCACCAGGAAGAACGAUGCCAUCCGCAAUUAAGUGUUCUCUUCUCUUAUCUCCUAGGCCCUUCAAUGUGCACAGGUUGAACCUAAAUAAAAAAUAAUGUAGCUGAGUCCUUCAGGAAGGAAUUGAGAUCAUAAAAAGCUGUUACGUUUCAGGUACUUUGGAAAAACAAAAAUGAAUGGAGCUCUCAACUCGUUAAGGAGCAUUGUCUUCAUGACAAUCUUUGACAAGCUUAUUUAUUUUAUGAGGCUGUUGCUUGCUUGUCACUAUAAUAUGUGGUUUAACACAGCAAAUAAUAUUGCACAGCAAAUAAUAUUGCACUGCUGAUUUGUUUACAAUCCAAGAUAGGUUUCCCUUUUCCAUCACUGUGUUUAUUCCUUUGCUUUGUUGAAUGACUCCAUACCCCAUCCUGAUGCAGGGUUUCGACCCGAAAUGUCGACCAUCCCUCUGCCUCCACAGAUGCUGCCUGACCCGCUAAAUUCCUCCAGCAGUUUGGUUUUUUUUCGCUCCGGUCACGUAAGAGGUUAGCAAUUUGGAACUCUUUCAGAACUGACAGUGUUAGCUUUAAAGCAGCAACUGGUAGGUUUUGGUUAACCAAAGACAGAUGUUGGAGUCAAGGUGGGUGUAGAGGUGGUAUACUGGAUUGGAAAUUCUAUUCAGGCUCAGAUGAUCCAUUGGAGCUGCAAGCAGUUGGAGAAGCAAUGGGGUUUUUGGAGUGUGGAGUUUGUGAUUAGGGGCCAAUGGAUGAGGGUAAGGAUCUUCUCAAUGCUUAAUUCCAAGAAAUCGCAACUCCUUCAGGAGGUUGUUUCUAAAAUCAUACACGUAGUUCUUGCAGAACAACUGAAUGAAUAUAGAGCGGCUACAAUGCUAUUGGACACAGCUCCUCUCUGUAAAAUACAAUCCCAAAUGUUGGUUUAUCGCUUCAUUAUCGGAAGGAUGUGGAAGUGUUGGAAAAGGUGCAGAGGAGAUUUACCAGGAUGCUGCCUGGUUUAGAGAGUAUGCAUUAUGAGGAGAGACUAAGGGAGCUAGGGCUUUGCUCUUUGGAGAGAAGGAGGAUGAGAGGAGACAUGAUAGAGGUGUACAAGAUAUUGAGAGGAAUAGAUAGAGUGGACAGCCAGUGCCUCUUUCCCAGGGCACCAAUGCUCAAUACAAGAGGGCACAGCUUUAAAGUAAUGGCUGGGAAGUUCAAGGGAGAUAUCAGAGGAAGGUUUUUUACCCAGAGAGUGGUUGGGGCAUGGAAUGCACUGCCUGGGGUGGUGGUGGAGGCAGGUACAUUGGUCAAAUUCAAGAAAUUACUAGAUAAGCAUAUGGAGGAAUUUAAACUAGAGGGAUAUGUGGGAGGAAGGGGUUAGGAUAGUCUUAGGCGAGGUUUAAAGGUCGGCAUUGUGGGCCGAAGGGCCUGUAUUGUGCUGUACUGUUCUAUGCUUAUAGCAUUGAUGGGAUCUUUGCAGACACAUUUAGAAAUUAUUUUGUGAAAAUAGUUACCAUCAAUACAAAUGAAAUCCAUCUUAAUCAAUUCAAACUAAAUAACAAAAGCAUAUUCCAUUUUUGACCCUGAUCCUACGCUGUAUUGUUAACUGUGGCUCAGUGGAUGGUAUUCUCAACCCCCAGGCAGAAACUUGUGGGUUCUAGACCCUGAAGUUGGGGGGAAAAUAAUAUCUAGACUGACACUGACAGUGCUGAGGCAGUGCUGUGCCACCGGAGGAGCUGUCUUCGGAGUCAGACAUUAAACCAAGGUCCCUUCUGAAUGGAAAAGAUCCACGCCGUAAUUUAAAAGUAGAUCAGGAGAGGUCUUCUCAGUUUGCUGGCCAAUAAUGAUUAAUUAUCCUCGCUCAGAUUGCCUGAUAACUUUUACAACUUGUUUUUGUGAGCUUCCUAUGCACUGGCUGCUAGGUUUCCUACUGGCUGCAGAAGCCUCUAUGCGUUAUAAUUCAUUGGCUGUAAAGUGCAUCCUGAGCUCAUGAAGUUUGGUUUUAUUUUUGUUUUUGUCAAUCCUUGAAUAUGUGUAGAACAACUCUUUGUAAGAAAGUGCAGAGUGUAGCACUUUAUUGGAGAAAGGAAGACUGAGCCUGAUUGGGUCAACCUUGAUAGAAAAAUGGGAAGAUUAAAGAACAAAUAUCUGAUUGCCUGCCUCCAAGGUUCUACCCACUCAUCUACACACUAGGGGCAAUUUACAGUUGCCAGUUAACCUACCAACCCCCCCCCAUCUAUGGGAUGUGGGAGGAAACCAAGGCACUCAGAGGAAACCACACGUCAGUGGCAGAACAUGCAAAAUUUCACGCAGAUCACACCGGGCACAGGGAUUGAACCCAGGUCACUGGAGCUGUGAGGCAGUACCUCUACUAACUGCAGCACAGUGCCACCAUGAUAUUGGAUGUUGGAACAGACUGAACAACUUGCCCCAGUACUAUUCUUGAACAUCCAGAUUCUGAUGGUAGGAUUCAAAAUAACAAGUUGAAAUGCUUUGUUUCCAAUGUAAAAUGAGAGGUCAGUUUAAUUAAAGGCUGUGAGAAUUCUUGGCUUAGAUUUGUGCAGCUCCCUAACAGGGUUGCUAAGAUUUCUAAAUAAUAGGCAUUUUCUAUUAAGAAUUAGUUCUACAUAUUUAUGCAGUGUCAAAGCCAAUGAUGGUCUCCAGUUGGAGCACUGGCAGUUCCAUUGUUAUGCCAAUCACGAUGUGUGGAAUAUGUUUCCUUAUUUUGCUGAUCUUGUAAAGCCUUGUAUUUAGCAUGUUUUUUGAUUUGUGACAUGUAUUUCUUUACAACCAGAGGUGCACCUAUACUGUUGUAUCAUGUGGUGUUUUGCUAGAAUACUGUGUUUUAUAAUAAUAUGCAAACUUAUUCACGUGUUGUCUGUUAGAUACCAAUCGUCUUGGUUUCCUUUCUUCCUCUCCUGAAGGUGUUAUCUUGGCCUUGGCUCAGCAACAUAAAUGCGUCUGAUGUCUUGCAUAGAUCCAUAUAGGGCCCUUGACUCCAUUCUGGGCUUCACAUUAUCUGCCUCUGGAUCCACACAAAACUGUUUGAUCCAAUUGUUCUGUCAAAUCUCUGGGUAGAAGUUCUCUUCUGUCAGGGAUUUAUUGAAAUAGAAGUAAAAUAUGUGGGAAACAUUCAGCAGGUCAGGCAGCAUCUUUGGAAAGAGAGACACUGAACGUUUCAGGCCUGGGACCCUUCAUCAGAACUGGGAAAGAAGGAGGGAAGUUGGUCUUCAGUAGCAGGGAAGGUGGGGGAGAGCCAGGUCAAUGCAGCUCGUCGAGGAACAACACUAUCUUCUGUCUGGGCAUGUUGCAGCCUUCAGAACUCCAUGUCGAAUUCUCCAACUUUAGUUAACUUGCUUUGUCUCUCGGUCUGUAUCAGAAGUGGUCAUUAUGGCCUGGCAUUAGUUUGGCUUAGUUUUUCCUUUUUUAUUUAUAUUGUCUGGCCUACUGGGCAUGUCCCACAGCCUUUCUUACACAGACAAAGAGUCUGCUACCUAAUUGCUUUAUUUACUCAUUUGGUUUCACCCUAUCAAAGAUAAUCCAUCCCUCUACCACCUCCUCUGCUACUGAAAUCAACUACUGUCUCUUGCCCGGUUCUCAUGAAGGGUCCCAGACCUGAAUGUUAACUGCUUCUCUUUCUACAGAUGGUGUCUGAUCUGCUGAGUGUUUCAACAUCUGUUUUUAUUUCAGAUUUCCAUCAUUUGCAGUUUUUUAAUUGUUUUAAUUUAAACUUGGGAAGAGGACAAGUAUAAACAUGGGUGUGGGCAAGUCGAGCUCAAUGGGUUGUACAUUCUACGUAGAACAAUUCAGUCACCAGGUUCAGUCAAUGUCCUAUGCCUUAGCUGAGGUAUAUGUACCUUUUACUUCAUCAUGUAGCAUCUUUUACUUACCUGCAAACAUCCCUCUGUGAACGGGAUGUACAUAGACAGGAAGGGUUAGAGGGAUAUGGA